UGAGACGGAGGGAGUACGAUUAUGAUCUCAAAUAGGUUUUUAAUUUUUUUUCAGUACUUUACAUGUAAAGCUAAUUUCUGGUAUCUAAAAAAGGCACGCGUUAAUUUUUUUUUUUUUUGUGUCUUAAGAAAAGUGAAUGAGCUUUUUGCAUUUUUAUGAGAAAAGUCCAACAAUUUGAGUAAUAUUCAAGUAAUUUAGAUCAUGACAAAAUGAGUUGUUGAUGAGUUUGUGCUCUAUUAAUUUAUUCCCAUCAAUUUAUUUGGCUGAAAAUAACAAAAAGUGAAAAAAGGGUCCCAAAAAGACAAAAUUGGUUCGUCAGAAUUUGGCAUUUUGGUCUAAUUUGGCUGUUUGUUUUUUUAUAAAGAACGUAUUUUUUGGGUUGGUAAGUUUUCCAAAAUUCAAGGAUAAAUAAAAACUUGAGUUUUGGGAGUCUCGUUGACAUAGGAGAAAACAAAGAAAGAGAGAAAAAAAAAAUGGGUUCUUUUGGGAAACUAAAACUAGCAAGGAGGGCAUUGGAGACUGAAUCACCAGUUAUGGUUCAGAUACAAGAAUUAUACAGGGCUACCAAAGAUGCUGUGUCUUUGGCUCAGGGCGUAGUAUAUUGGCAGCCACCAAAACAAGCACUGAACAAAGUGAAAGAGCUCGUCUGUGAGCCUAAAAUUAGUCGGUAUGGUGCAGAUGAAGGUAUUCCUGAGCUAAGAGACGCUCUGAUGCAAAAGUUGCAAAGGGAGAACAAGUUGAACAAAUCAAAGAUCAUGGUCACAGCUGGUGCAAAUCAGGCGUUUGUGAAUCUUGUUCUUGCACUAUGUGAUGCUGGGGAUUCUGUGGUCAUGUUCGCACCAUAUUACUUCAAUGCAUACAUGUCCUUUCAAAUGACUGGUGUUAGUAACAUACUAGUUGGUCCUGGUGAUCCAGAGACUCUGUAUCCUGAUGCAGACUGGCUAGAGCAGACUCUCAAGGCUAACCCACCACCAAAGGUGGUCACAGUUGUUAAUCCAGGCAAUCCAUCGGGGACUUACGUACCAGAACCUCUCCUCAAGAGAAUUUCUGAUCUUUGUAGAGAUGCUGGCUCUUGGCUCAUUGUAGAUAAUACCUAUGAAUAUUUCAUGUAUGAUGGUCGGAAGCACUCAUGUAUAGAAGGAGAUCAUAUAGUCAACAUUUUUUCUUUCUCAAAAGCCUACGGAAUGAUGGGAUGGCGUGUUGGAUAUAUAGCAUAUCCGGCUGGAGUAGACGGGUUCUUAGAUCAGCUCCUGAAGGUGCAAGAUAACAUUCCAAUUUGCGCUUCUAUAAUAUCUCAACACUUGGCACUUUUCUCCAUGGAGGUAGGAAGAGAUUGGGUAGAGGAUCAAGUUAAGGACUUAGUUAAGAAUAGGGAACUUAUAAAGGAGGCACUUUCUCUCUUGGGUGAGGGUGCUGUAAAAGGGGGAGAAGGGGCCAUCUACCUAUGGGUGAAGCUUCCUGAUAAGUUCCAAGAUGACUUUGAAAUUGUUCGUUGGCUUGCUCGCCGACAUAAAUUGGUCUUGAUCCCGGGAAGUGCUUGUGGAUGCUCGGGACACCUCAGAAUAUCCUUCGGUGGUCUGCCAGAGGCUGAAACCGCGGUUGCUGCAGAGAGGCUCAAAAAGGGCUUUGAGGAACUGUUGAAAGAUGGAAUGGUGGAGGGAUAAUUGGAGGUUAUUUUUUUGUUCUUUUGGGUUGUGGGGGAUAUACUCUAAUUAAUAAGCAUUUGUCAUUUUAGUUUCAUUAGAAUGAAGAAAGGCAAGUUGUUUCUAUAAAUGUAAUGACUUGUACAGAAUGAUCAAAUUUUCUCUCUAAAGAGUAUAAAAAGUUGAGAAAAUCAUUGUAGCCACCAUGUGGUUGGAAAACUUGAAAAUAAUACGAGAUCAUGGCGAGCUAACUGUA
Molecule: messenger RNA, 1899 nt
Organism: Beta vulgaris subsp. vulgaris (sugar beet)
Lineage: Eukaryota; Viridiplantae; Streptophyta; Magnoliopsida; Caryophyllales; Amaranthaceae
Product: aromatic aminotransferase ISS1
Exons: 9
Coding region: 474-1664 (396 amino acids)
Biological process (GO): biosynthetic process
Molecular function (GO): pyridoxal phosphate binding; catalytic activity
Source: RefSeq, a predicted model, not a curated record